This is a messenger RNA of Symbiodinium pilosum, 2405 nucleotides long. The record is from the annotation of a GenBank genome assembly. Lineage: Eukaryota; Dinophyceae; Suessiales; Symbiodiniaceae.
GCUACAUCGAGGAAGGGGAGCCCAUCACCCUGGAGCUGCCGAAGCGCAAUGCUUCGGCUUACAUGGCCAGCCACUUCUUCCUCGACGAUUUUCCCCAGAGCUCGGAGGCCCUGAGCGACCAACCCAUGCCCCACACCCACGUCAACCCCGCGGAGGCCUUCGAGGCCAAUGACGAGGGCUACCGCGGCCAGCCCUUCCCGCGGCCGCCUAGGGAGAUGCUUCGGCAGCGCAGCUUCUUCUCCGACAGCAGCAGCGACUUCGGGGGCGUGGACCCUGCACAGGCGCUGCGCAUGGACGGCUUUGACGCGCCGCAGCCGCCGACCUUCGGCAGCCGCCUGCGCGAGUCGGGCAUCCAGGCGGCCGAGACGGCCAUCGCCGGCAUUGGCCUCGGCGCGCGGCAGUUCGCCGAGGGAGCCACGAUCCGCGGCCUGGCCCGCGGCGAGCAAUGGCUGGACAGGACGCUUCGCAUUCCUAGGACGCCGGAGGGGCUGGCGCCGCCGCCCGACGAGGUGGCCCCGCCGCAGAUCAUCGGCAGGCCCAGCGAGGUGGAGCCGCUGCUGGAGCGCGCCGGGCAGAGAGCGGCGCUGCAGGAGGCCAGGGCCAUCCAGGACAUAGAGGCCUUCACCCAGGGCCAGAUGGCGGAGGCGGAGGCAGAGGGCUUCGCAAGCGCUGCUGAGGCUGCGGCCUCGGGCGCCGAGGCAGCCGCUGCAGCGGAGGCAGGCGCUGCAGGCGCCGGAAUCUUGGCGACCGCGGGCGAAGCAGCGCUGGGAGUCGCGGGAGCGGCGGGCGCGGCAGCGGGAGGCCUCGCGGUGGCGGGGGCAGCGGCGGCGCUGGUGGGCACGGCAUGGGCCAUUGAGGGAGGCCUCAACGCGGCGAGCCACCUCAUGGGCUUUUUUGGGGGCGCCGGGGGAGGCACCGACAGCGACCAGAGCCGGAGCAGCGGCGCGGUGGACAUCAUGACUCUGAACGGCAUGCAGGAGUCGGGCGUGCAGCAGCACUUCGCGAUGCACCAAAGCCAGCGCCAGCCCGAGGUGAUCCGAAUCGACUCGGACAGCGAUUCCGCGCCGAGGGCCCAGCCGGCGCCGCGGGUCCGCGCCAGGGCGGCAAGGCAACAACCCUCGCCCUUCGGCCUGAACCCCAUCCCCCUGCCGCGGCCGCAGGGCCAGUCCAGCGGCAGCGAGGGCUCCAGGAUCAGCCGCCAGAGCCGCAGCGACCGCGGGCCCCUGGGCGCGAUGGAGAACGUCACCCAAGCCGUGAACGAUGAGCUCAUGCAGAGCUUGGACUACAAGCUCGCGACGUCCAACGUCAAUUAUGUGCAGUCGCGGCGUGACGUACAAUAUUUUCCAUCUUCGCUUUCCACCUUCACGCCCACGACCUCCAGGGUGGCGCGCAUCCCGCUGACCAGCGGCAUGGAUUUUUUGGACCCUGAGAGCGUCAAGAUCGCCUUCAGGGUCAGGAACAACGACGCCACCAGCGACCUGUUUCCCGGCACCCUGGAGCCCAGCUGCUUCAUCAAGAGGGUGCAGCUGUACUCCAACGGGCAGCGCACCGACGACAUCUCCGAGUAUGGGAGUCUCGAGGGCUUCUGGCAAGACCCCGGCGGCAACGCGCAGGCCAUCCCCGCCGGCGAGUACCGGGACGUGCUGAUGGCGCCCACACUGAUCGGGCUCUUCCAGAGCGGCAAGAUGUUGCCUCCGCAGCUGAAUCUGGUCCUCGAGCUGGAGUUCGCGGAGGCCGGGGACGCCCUGCGCCCGGCGGGCGGCACCUCCGACUUCAGCAUCGAGAACGUGCGCGUCUUGGCCUCCCAGGUGACGCUGGACAGCGCCCUGGUGGAGUCCUUCAACAAGGUCCUCCUCUCAGGCCGCAGCCUGGUCUUCUCCUACCCAACGAUGCACACCCAGGUCUCCAACGUGCCCGCGGGCGUCACCAGCCACAACGUUACCGUGGCCAGGGCCUACACCAAGCUCAUGGGCGCCUUCGUCACCUUCCGGCAGACCACGGACUCCUUGGGCGAGUGCCGUAACCUGGAGUACCCCGGGCCCGGCGCGCACCCCUUCAACCUGGAGGGACAAAUGCAGCUGGGAGCCCUCCAGUACCCGCGGUACCCGAUCGCCAGCUCGGCGGAGUUCCACCACUUCUUGGAGAUCAUGGGCGGGACCUACGACUCCAAGAUCAAGAACAUGCGCAUCGUGGACCAAUUCUACCCCAAUACCGAGUUCAUCGCCGCCUUCCCCACGGAGCGUGUCCCCAAGCACCCACUGAGCGGAAUCAGCACCCGGUCGGGCGACCUCGCGCGCUUCACCUUCCGGAACAUGCUGGCGGACCGCGUCCAGCGCAUGUACAUCCACCUGGUGAGCUACCAAAUUGUGACGCUGUCGGGCGCCGGCGUCUCCGUCUUGGACUAA